AGUCGGUUAGCGGCCCGGCUACGUUAGCCUUUGUUUAGUUAAAGGUAUUUUUGAGUUUGUUAGCAAUAAAGCCUCUUUUUGGAUUUGAACACUGCCUCUGUCGUGAUUGCUGCACUACCACUUUUCUCUUUAUCUGCCCUGUCCUGUUACACUGGUGGAGAAUGCGGGCAUAAAGACUCUAUUGGUGGUGUUGCAGUCAGAACAAUUUUUUUUUUACGUUUUCAAGAUGGAGGAUGUACUAAAGGAGUUGGUGCGUAUUUCUACUGAGCAGCAGACUCUGCAACGGCAGAUGAUACAGGAGCAGCAGAAACAGAAUGCACUUCUCCACAUGGAGGUCCAAAAAUGCCUUACAGCAGCCUCUCCUGUCCAGAGGGAAGCAACCAUGCAGCCUAACCCAGGUCGAUUCAUCCCCAAAAUGACAGAGAGUGAUGAGAUAGAGGCCUACUUAACGGCCUUUGAGCGCACAGCUGAAAGAGAGGGCUGGCCAAGGGACUCCUGGGCUGAUCUGGUUGGACCGUUCCUCCUGGGCCCGGCACAGCAAGCUUACUUCGACCUCCCUCCGGACCAAGCAAAGGAUUACGUCGUCUUGAAGAAGGAAAUCCUGGCGAGGUAUGGCUACAGCUUAGCAGCAAGAGCCCAGCGGUUCCAUGAAUGGAAAUACAAGCCAGAGUUGUCAGCCAGGGCCCAGAUGUAUGACCUAGGCCGGGUAACCAGAGCCUGGCUGACAUGCAACCCCGAAAAGUUAAGUGUUUUAGAGAGGAUAAUGAUGGACAAAUAUAUUCGGUCUCUGCCCUAUGAGAUCAAGAAAAUGACAAGCCAGCAGAAUCCAGCCGGUCUGGAUGAGUUGGUUAACGUAGUGGAGAGCCACGUGGUCACAGCGGACCUGCUUAAGUCCACACGACCAGACACCGAGUGGGGCCGGAAAGUCAGUGGGGAAGCAUCACGGACUAGACGGGCACGAGAACCGCGAUGGGAACCAGAAGAGGUAAGGCGACGACAGUCCUACCUGCCAGAGGGCCAACCGCGUUGCUACCAGUGUGGGGAGACAGGCCAUAUUGCCCGGGACUGCCCAGGGAAGGAUGAGCUAAUGCCGACCGCCAACUCAUCUGGUGCAAGGCCCUGCCACCUUCUUGACUCUUGCUGGGUACAGGAAAGCUCCCUGGCUCAAAUGAUACCAGUCAAAGUAAAUGGAAAAGAUGCAGAGGCGCUAGUGGACUCAGGAAGUGUGGUAACCCUCAUUCAACCCCACCUCCUCGACCAUUUGCCAUCUGAAGAGACUGUGCCCGUCUCCUGUGUCCAUGGGGACACUAAAUUAUACCCCACUUGCCUCAUCCACCUUACCACAGUUAAAGGCAGCUGUGAGAUGAAAGUGGGGGUGGUUCCUUCCCUACCAGUCCCAGUCUUGGUGGGGCGAGACUGCCCACUAUACAAGCGCCUGCGGCACCAGAAGGAGGUGAGUCCCAAAAAGCACAAGCGUGCCAAAGGAAAACGAGAGAGGACAAACUGCCACCCAGGGUACUUCUCCUCAGCAGUUCCCCAACGUUGUGUGUGCUGUGCCGGAGGAGCAGAGAGGCAACCAAUCUUCCAGUGCAGACGAGGCAAAUGAUAACCCUUUUGUUGCUUUCCCUGGAGACCUAAGCACAGGUCAUGAGGAGGGGGAAGUCUCAUUGCUUCCAAGUUUGAAGGGCCAGUUCGGGACCGCCCAGAUGGAAGACCCCAAUCUGUUGCAUGCACGCAGCAAUGUUACGGAAAUAGAGGGAAAACCAGUUCCAGGAGUGGGUGAGCUUACAUGUCCUCAUUUCCUAAUAAAAAAUAAUCUGUUAUACUAUGCCAAAGAGGUUGAAGGUCAGCGAAGAGACUUGUUGGUUGUCCCAAAACAAUAUGUGUCCACAGUGUUGCAUCUGGCUCACAGCCAUGUCCUAGGGGCCCACCUAGGGGUUGAGAAGACAAGGCAGCGGAUUGGGAGCCGGUUCCACUGGCCAGGGGUGGUACCCGGAGGCCAUUCCCUUGAGGAACAUGACAACGAGAGUGAUUGCACGGGAGCUGCUUCACCUGUUCAGUCGAGUUGGGAUUCCUAAAGAGAUGCUAACAGACCAAGGCACUCCCUUCAU
Trematomus bernacchii (emerald rockcod) is the source of this 2111-nucleotide messenger RNA. RefSeq lists its product as uncharacterized. The record is from RefSeq and is a predicted model, not a curated record. Lineage: Eukaryota; Metazoa; Chordata; Actinopteri; Perciformes; Nototheniidae. Gene Ontology annotation, molecular function: zinc ion binding; nucleic acid binding. The transcript is spliced from 2 exons. The coding region runs from base 227 to 1606 and encodes 459 amino acids.